Pogonomyrmex barbatus (red harvester ant) is the source of this 1458-nucleotide messenger RNA. RefSeq names its product retinol dehydrogenase 12-like. The record is from RefSeq and is a predicted model, not a curated record. NCBI's taxonomy places the organism in Eukaryota, Metazoa, Arthropoda, Insecta, Hymenoptera, Formicidae.
UGUGUCUGCUUCUCUGCUUUAUCGUUAACUUUUAUUCUUAUUACAUCUGUGAAAGGUUUCAUCAACGCCGACAAAAUAUAAUAUUUUUGCGACAGCCUUGGCAUUUGAACAUUGUCAGUUGUUUAAAGCGGAUAGCUGACAGUUAUAUUCUUAAGAGCGCAUUAGUGAAGCCGUGUAAAAGAAAUAUCGUGAAAAUGUGGUCGUUUCAUAGUGAAUGCACCAGUAAAGUAAGACUCGUUGGCAAAACUGUGGUUAUAACAGGCUCGAAUACUGGAAUCGGCAAGGAGACCGCUAGAGAUCUCUAUAGAAGAGGAGCAAGAGUAAUUUUGGCUUGUCGUGAUGUACAGAAAGCAAAUAAUGCGAUUGAAGAUAUAAAAGAAAAUCCUCCUUCAAGGCCAGACAGAGAACAAUUUCAAGGUAGUCCAGGCGAGCUCGCAGUCUAUCAGUUAGAUCUCACCAAGCUAAAAAGCGUAAGAGAAUGUGCCAGAAACUUGUUAAAAAAUGAACCGGCCAUUCAUAUUUUGAUAAAUAAUGCCGGUGUAAUGAUGUGUCCUCAAGAAAAGACCGAGGAUGGAUUGGAUUUGCAGUUACAAACAAAUCAUAUCGGUCAUUUUCUUUUAACAUUUUUGUUGCUACCAAAAAUGCAAUCUUCUGGUCCUGGUUGUAGGAUAGUGAAUGUUUCAUCAUGUCUUCACGCUUAUGGCGACAUACAUGAAGAUUUAAAUAUGGAAAAAACAUACUCUCCCUUCAAAGCAUAUGCACAAAGUAAACUGGCAAACGUAUUAUUUACCAAAGAACUCGCUCGUCAGUUACAAAAGGCAAACAUUAAUGGAAUAAACGUAUAUUCCUUGCAUCCUGGCGUCGUAAUGACAGAAUUAGGUCGACAUUUUAAUACAACAAUGUUCCCGGGAGCAAACUUUAUAUAUAGAAUAUUUUUUCGACUAUUUUUAAAAAGUUCUGAACAAGGAGCACAAACGAUCAUAUAUUGUUCAGUAGACAAACUGGCAGCUAACGAGACUGGUCUUUACUACAAAGAAUGUAGUACUGCGACUCCACAAUGGCGAGUGCAAGAUAAUCAAAUUGUCAAAGAUUUAUGGGAUCGAACAUGUCGACUUUUGAAUUUGGAGCCUGACAAAGAUUUCCUCAGAUUUUUGAAAACUAUUUCACAACAAAUUGCUGAAUAAUGUAAUUGUAUUUAACUAUCAUUUUAACUUAUUGAUAUUAUAUAUUAUAUUAACUUAUACGAUUAAUUAUGCUUCAAGUUUAAAAUAAUGUUUUACAAAUAAUAUUUGAAACAAGAAUAAAAAUAUUAAAUUUAUUUCUUUAACAAAAAAAAUAACUUAAUUUAAAUUAAAUUUCUUUUUAAAUUCAAAUAAUUUAUUGUUAUAAUAAUUAUUAAUUUUAUAAUUCAUAAUAUUUUAUUAGUUUUGUUAUUUUAUUAUUAUUUCUAUUUUAUUU